AUGAUUCUGGCAUUUGGUCUGAUUUUCCCCUUUAUUACUGCUGUACUAUGUAAUACGACUGCGUCCGUGAACAUCAAGAAUGGACCGAUUAUUGGUGAAAGACGUGAAGAAUAUUAUGCGUUCGAAGGUAUACCAUAUGCGAAACCACCGCUGGGUAAGUUACGCUUCGCAUCAUCAGAACUGAACGAUGAUCGCUGGACUGAGCCCCGUAACACGACAGAGCGAGGCGCCGUAUGUCUACAGUGGAACCACCUAAAUCCGAACAAUGAUAAACUGGAAGGUGCUGAAGAUUGUCUCUAUCUAAAUGUUUACACGAGAUCAAUUGAUCCAUCUGCCCAGCUACCUGCGGUAGUGUUCAUACACGGAGGCGCAUUAAUGUUUGGUACGGGAAACUUCUACGAGCCGGACCAUUUAAUGCGUCGGCAGUUGAUCCUGGUUACUUUCAACUAUCGACUAGGACCACUCGGAUUUCUCAGCACCGAAGACGAUGUGAUUCCUGGGAACUAUGGACUGAAGGAUCAAGUGACCGCUUUACGAUGGAUUCGAGAAAACAUUCAAUCAUUCGGUGGAGAUCCCAACACUGUCAGCAUAGUGGGCUAUUCAGCUGGUUCUGCUAGCGUGCAUCUCCAUUAUCUAUCUUCUCUAUCGAGCGGACUAUUUAGUUCCGGCAUUGGACAUAGCGGAUCCGCACUUAAUCCUUGGGUAUUUACUGAGCGAUCGAUAGAAAAAGCCAUACGAAUCGGGGCAGUGCUAGGUUGUCCAACAAGAAACACACCAGCACUUCUAAGCUGUUUACGCAAAGUUCCGGCAGAGGACAUCGUGCGGCAAGUAUCGCAUUUUCUCGACUUCUUAUACAAUCCUUUCUCGCCAUUCGGUGUGGUCGUGGAAAAAGAUGGUCCUCUUAAUCCUCAUCCUUUUCUCACGGACUCACCACGUUCGCUCAUGAAGCAUGGUAACAUUGCCAAGGUACCGCUGAUUCUUUCGGUUACACAAGCGGAAGGUCUCUACCCGGGGGCAGAGUUUAUUAGUGAUCAAAGACAUCUGCAACGAAUUGACUCCCAGUGGAAUGAGCUUAUGCCAAGCAUUCUUGACUACAAAAAUGCCGUUCCCGAUCCCAAGAAGCGUAACAAUCUAUCAGAUACAAUUCGGAACCACUACUUCAAAGCAGACGAACGAUUAACUUUGAAUAAUUUUAAUGUGCUUAUUGAGAUCAUAUCCAACCGACUCUACUUCGCAGGCGUAACCGAGUCAGCAAAGCUGAUGCAUCCUUUCAUUAAUGUAUACCUUUAUUACGAUCUCUACAAAAGCAAGUACGGCGUUGGCGAGGCUCUAUCCCACCACGAUCAACCGGGAUUGCUGGGAGUUGCACACGGUGAUGAUGUGCUGCUUAUAUUCCCUAGCGUUCUUCGAGAAAACAUACCAUACACAGAGGAGGAAAUGGUGGUAGUAGAUCGAUUUGUUGCAAUGUAUGAAUCCUUUGCCAAAGGAGAUAGACCACGCUUUGGUGCUUAUGAAUUACCGUUACAAGAUUCCGACGAUAUGGUGGGGUUUUUAAAACUUAACUAUCCAAACAGUGAAGUUGUACGUGCCGCGGAAUUGAGCGAUGAAACGUUUUGGAACACUCUUGAUUUUAAUGAUGGACCCUAUCCAUCAUCUCCUGAGCAUAUGCAUACCGAGCUGUAG
Molecule: messenger RNA, 1683 nt
Organism: Anopheles marshallii
Lineage: Eukaryota; Metazoa; Arthropoda; Insecta; Diptera; Culicidae
Product: venom carboxylesterase-6-like
Exons: 2
Coding region: 1-1683 (560 amino acids)
Source: RefSeq, a predicted model, not a curated record